Otolemur garnettii (small-eared galago) is the source of this 1813-nucleotide messenger RNA. RefSeq names its product V-set and immunoglobulin domain-containing protein 8. The record is from RefSeq and is a predicted model, not a curated record. Gene Ontology annotation, cellular component: intracellular anatomical structure. Lineage: Eukaryota; Metazoa; Chordata; Mammalia; Primates; Galagidae. The transcript is spliced from 7 exons. Bases 128 to 1375 code for a protein of 415 amino acids.
UGUACCUUCCUGCCACCCCGGGCAGUGUCUGGGCCCUCAGCCCUCCUCCCUCCACUGGCCCCCUCACAUCCACACCACCAGCCCACAGGAUACCCAGCCCAGGCAGAGGAAACAGGAGCCUAGAGUCAUGGGAGUUCGAGGAGCCUUCCAUCUUCUGCUAGUGUGCCUCAGCCCAGCACUGCUGUCCGCUGUACGGAUCAACGGGGAUGGCCAGGAGGUCUUAUACCUGGCAGAAGGUGAUAAUGUGAGGCUGGGCUGCCCCUAUAUCCUGGACCCUGAGGACUAUGGUCCCAAUGGGCUGGACAUCGAGUGGAUGCAAGUCAGCUCGGAGCCCUCACAUCCAGAGAACGUGUUCUUAAGUUACCAGAACAAGAGGGUCAAUCAUGGCAACCUCCCUCAUCUGCAGCAGAGGGUCCGCUUUGCAGCCUCGGACCCCAGUCAGUACGAUGCCUCCAUCAACCUCAUGAACCUGCAGGUAUCUGACACAGCCACCUAUGAAUGCAGGGUGAAGAAGACUACCACGGCCAGCAGGAAGGUCAUUGUCACUGUCCAAGCACGCCCUGCGGUGCCCAUGUGCUGGGCUGAGGGCCACAUGACAUAUGGCAACGAUGUGGUGUUAAAGUGCUUUGCCAAUGGGGGCUCGCCGCCCCUCUCCUACAAGUGGGCCAAGAUCAGCGGGCACACUUACCCCUACAGAGCCAGCUCCUACCUCUCCCAGAACAGCUUCCACUCAGAGCUUUCCUACCAGGAGUCCUUCCACAGCUCCAUGAAUCAAGUCCUGAACAACGGAGACAUGGUGUUGCAAGACAUCUCCAGGGCCGAUGAUGGGCUGUAUCAGUGCACAGUGGCCAACCAAGUGGGCUACAGCGUUUGUGUGGUGGACGUGAAGGUCUCAGACUCCCGGCGUGUGGGCAUGAUCAUCGGAGCCGUGCUGGGCUCGUUGCUCGCGCUGGCCUGCCUGGCGGUGGGCAUCUGGGGGCUCGUCUGCUGGUGCUGCGGGGGUUCCGGGGCUGGCGCCACCCGCGGUGCCUUCGGCUACAGCAACGGCGGGGUCGGCGGAGGGGCCUGCUGCGACUUGGCUAGUGAGAUCAGAGAGGACGCCGUGGCGCCCGGGUGCAAGGCCAGCGGGCGCGGCAGCCGCGUCACCCACCUCUUGGGGUACCCGACGCAGAACGUCAGCCGCUCCCUGCGCCGAAAGUACGCGCCUCCUCCCUGCAGUGGCCCUGAGGACGUGGCCCUGGCGCCCUGCACCGCCUCAGCCGCCGCCGCCGCCUGUGAAGCUGGCCCCUCCCCGGUCUACGUCAAGGUCAAGAGCGCGGAGCCGGCCGACUGCGCCCAGGCGCCGGUGCAGUGCAAGGACGGUCUUUUGGUGUGAGCGCGCGCCCGGUGCCGCGCCUAGCUGCGCCCCGGCAGGGAGGAGGGAGCGGGGCCUUCUGCUCUCAGCUGGGGACACGUUCGGGCUAGUGCGGACCUCGCUCGUCCCCCGCCGCCCGGAGGCUGGGGGUUGAAGGCAUUUUCCUGGAGAAAUGCAUAGGGAGGCAGAGCCUCCUCCCCAAAGAGGGAGGAGGUGGGCAAAGGAAGUCGGUCUGGAAACUUCUUCGCAACCCUGAAGCCCAGGGCCAGGGGUUGAGGGAAGCAAGAGGAAGCGGAAUCAGUGUCCUAGAGUGGCGAAGGUGGGAGGCCUGGUGUCCCCAGCCAAAGCAGAGGGCCUCGCGGGGCCGGGUGGGCAGGGGUCUGGACUGACCUGUUCAGCGUGUGAGCCCUGUGAUCUGAGGCGGCAGAGUUAGCACAAUAAAGAAACUGUAAGCCUUGA